AAGAAUGCAGGCUGAGGCUAUAUAUAUGGGAAGGAGAAGAUAGUCGUGUGUUCCACCUCCGAUGCGGUGGGGACAGGGGAGGGAGAAGCACACGUGUCAUUCCCUUUAAUUUCUCCCAUUUUUUUUUUAUAAUUAUCAUCAUAACUCAAUUCAUUCUUCCCUUUUCCCCUUUCUCUGCAAAUUGCAAUGGAUCUCUAUCAGUAGCACUCGACGUUCCUCCUCUUCAUGGCUCUCUCCUCCGCCUUCUGACCCUCUUCACAAGGUUCCUGAGAUGGAAGGCAAAACUGGAAGUCACAUGACAUCAGCUGUGGCCUUUGUUGAAGGUGGGAUUCAAGAAUCCUACGAUGAUUCUUGCAGCAUUUGCCUUGAGGAGUUUUGUGAAAGUGAUCCUUCUACGGUCACUACCUGCAAGCACGAGUAUCACCUGCAGUGCAUUCUCGAAUGGUGUCAGAGAAGCUCCCAAUGUCCUAUGUGUUGGCAACCUAUUAGCUUGAAGGAUCCCACCAGUCAGGAAUUGUUUGAGGGAGUAGAGCAGGAGAGGAACUUGAGGGUUACCUCAUCAGGAAAUGCUGCUAUUUUUCAUCACCCUGCUUUCGGUGAUUUUGGAUUGCAGCACUUACGCAUGAGUGUAAAUGAUGCUGAUUUUGAAGAGAGGAUUAUUCAACGUUUAGCUGCUGCUGCAGCAAUGGGGAGAGCGCGCCACCUGGGUCGGAGGGAAGUGCAGAGAAGUCGUUCAUCAGCUCAUGGUCAUCCACAGUACUUAGUUUUCUCAACUCAGCCUAUUUCAGCUUCAUCAGGUACUGAUUCAGUUGCUGGAGGGGAAAAUGAACCAGCUGCAGCUCCUAAUGGAAGUUCAUCUACCCUAAUAAGAUCUGAUGGAGAUGAACCAUCACAGCAGAUCCAGCAUCUUCUAAUUCAAAACUCUUCUUCUGCAUCUAGAUCUACUGUCAUGGCAAGAAAUCGCCAAGCAAUUUACUCUAAUGACAGAAGCUCUGCUGAUCUUUCUUCACCAGCAAACCAUGAUAGAGGAGGGCCAUCAGAAUUCCAGUCAUUUUCAGAUUCUCUGCGGUCCAGACUUAAUGCGGUGUCCAUGAGAUACAAAGAGUCAAUCUCAAAGGGUGCAAGGGGAUGGAAGGAGAGGCUGUUCUGUCGUAGUUCUUCUAUGUCUGAUCUUGAUUCAGAAACUAGGAGAGAUAUGAAUGCUGGAAUUGCUAGUGUAUCCCGCUUGAUUGAAUCCCUUGAAACUAAUGAAAACAAUAGAGCCGCGGGUACUUCUUUGUCAAAUCAUCUGGAGGAUUGUUCCAUAGGAGGGGUGUGCACCCGGAACAAUGUUGAUGCUAGUGGGGAAAACUCAUCACAUGACAACAAUACUUCGGCUGCUUGUUCUGCUAGCUCAAAUUCAAACUGAGCUCUUUUUUGUUUCUGUUAAUGCAUCUUUCCUCAGCAUCUCAUAUUUGAAGGUAACCUUUUCUCCAGACAUGACAUGCUGAGGAGCAGAUGCUUUGGAAAUAGUCAUGGCAGUUAUAUGUUGCGGUUUGCAAUAAAAUUAGGAUCCAAAAAACAGCUGUGCUUAUGGCUAAAAAUGAUUAUUUCUGUGCAUAUAUAUUAUGCCGGGGACAGUGAAGAGUUGUCCGUAUCCAAAGGUGGACGGGUUCUUGAACUGGCAUUGGCAUGUACUCUGGACACCAAUGUACUCAUGGGAAAAAAAUCUGUCGAAAUUCAACGGAACUUAAUAUUUAUAGACAAAGGUGGCAACUAGUUUACAU
This is a messenger RNA of Abrus precatorius (Indian licorice), 1766 nucleotides long. Its product is annotated as E3 ubiquitin-protein ligase RHF2A-like. Lineage: Eukaryota; Viridiplantae; Streptophyta; Magnoliopsida; Fabales; Fabaceae. The transcript has 9 exons. Gene Ontology annotation, molecular function: ubiquitin-protein transferase activity. Bases 272 to 1408 code for a protein of 378 amino acids. The record is from RefSeq and is a predicted model, not a curated record.